Colletotrichum higginsianum IMI 349063 is the source of this 1044-nucleotide messenger RNA. Its product is annotated as Methyltransferase domain-containing protein. Bases 1 to 1044 code for a protein of 347 amino acids. The transcript is spliced from 6 exons. Gene Ontology annotation, molecular function: methyltransferase activity. The record is from RefSeq and is a predicted model, not a curated record. Lineage: Eukaryota; Fungi; Ascomycota; Sordariomycetes; Glomerellales; Glomerellaceae.
AUGUCUACUCCGCCUCAGAAUGUCGUAGUGGAGCCCGACGACUUCAACGACAACGACUCAUCGCUGGGAGAUGACGGCACGUCGUCGACGGCAAGCCUGAAUAGCUCCAUCCUCGACUACCGCAAAGAGAACGGUCGCACCUAUCACCGAUACCGCGAUGGGAACCUUCAACAUCACAUUUUCGAUCUCUCCUUCGACGGCAAGCUGGGAUUGGCUCCCCCCAACGAUCCCGAUGCCAAAGUCGGCCGCGUCCUGGACCUAGGGACAGGCACGGGCAUCUGGGCCAUGGACUACGGUGACGAUCACCCCGGUGCCGAGGUUGGUAUCAUCACGACCGUUGCUGCCGACCGACGUCAUUGGUGUCGACCUGUCACCCACGCAGCCGCAGUUGUGCGUGUUAUCCGCCUUGCCAUUGGAACGACAAGGAAACGUCCACUAACAGGUGUCUACAGCGUCCCGCCUAACGUCAAGUUCGAGAUCGACGACAUCGAGGACAGCUGGACGUACUCGCAGCCGUUCGACUACGUCCACAGCCGCAUGAUGAACACCAGCAUCUCUAACUGGGAGGAGUACCUCCGCCAAUCUUUCAAAUACCUCAACCCCGGCGGCUGGCUCGAGCUCCAGGAGUUCGCCCUGCCGGUCUCCGACGACGACACCCUGACCGAGGAGCACGCCCUCUACCAGUCCAUGAAGUACCUCGGCGAGGCCGCCGCCAAGACGAACCGGGCCUUCGUCGACCUCGACGCCCUCAAGCCCAUGAUGGAGGCCGCCGGCUUCGUCGACGUCGCCGAGAUGCGCUUCAAGUGGCCCAGCAACACGUGGCCGCGCCACCCCAAGUUCAAGGAGCUCGGCGCCUGGAACUACGAGAACAUCACCACCGGCCUGCAGGGGUUCCUCAUGGCCGCCCUGACGCGCGGGCUCGGCUGGAGGGCCGACGAGGUCAACGUGCUCGCGGCGCAGGCCCGGAAGGACGUCGGCGACAAGAGCAUCCACGCGUACUGGCCCAUGAUCGUUGUUUAUGGGAGGAAACCCGCGGCCGGGUAG